AUGGCACCAGUCAGUACGAUAACGAACAACAGCGCGACUCAGGAUAGAGAUCAAAUCGUCGACAGUAUCCUCCACUUGGCGCAAAAGGAACAACAGAAGGGAAACCAGUCCAUCACUCAGGAAAAACUUGACAGUCUCAGCCGAUACGUGCUCGAACAGAAGAGAAAAAAGGCGCUAACAGUCGAAAAGAGUCACAGUAGUAAGCCGCUACCGCUCCCACUGUACUCUGCCCUAUACACCAAGUUCGACCUCAAGAAAAAGGCAGCCGGACCGACGCCGAGAGACAAGGCGAGCGUCGACCCAAACACAUCCUCAGGAUCGAAGACACGCCGCCCACCUAAUUCAAGGAGAACACCAAGACAGAAAUUGACAUUCAAAGCAGUCGAAAGAAUCGUCAUUGAAGUAUUGGAAACCACCGCUAACAUCCUAGACAACUUACAUCUUUUCUCCAAGAUGCCCAUGUUCCCGAAGGUGCUAGUGAAUUUGCUCAAGCAGACGAACAAGCUCUGGAUCCUCAUCUUGGUUUUCCUUAUUAGGAAGACGAUAUCGCAGCUAUUGAACGUAAUCCGAAAGGAAAAGAAGGUGGAGAGCGAGUUGAAGAUUGUAAGAAAGAAUGGAUCGAAGUUGCUCGAGGGCGGUAGAGAUGAUGGUAAUAUAUUUAAAAGGUACGAGAAGGUGUUGAAAGAUCUCAGUUUUGACAAGAUGAUGCUUAAAAUUGAAUUGGUGGGGAACUUCUUAGACUUGGCAUUUAAUGUAAUUGAAUUCUAUGGAAUACCUGUGCCUGACUGGUUCAUGAGCGGUUUGAACGUGGCUUCAAUGUUCAUGACCAUUUACAGAAUGAAUAAAGAUGACGAGUAUGUGGAUGAUGAUAUCAGUGAAGAGCUUUUGUAA
Dujonia railenensis is the source of this 891-nucleotide messenger RNA. NCBI's taxonomy places the organism in Eukaryota, Fungi, Ascomycota, Pichiomycetes, Serinales, Debaryomycetaceae. The record is from the annotation of a GenBank genome assembly.